AUGUCGCCCAACCCUGCCUCCCCUUUCGAGCAAUCAAUCCUCAGCGCGCCAGCGCCACGGAUCACCGCGAUGGCCGACGGUACCGAGUCUCCCAGGUCAUGCCCUUCGACUCCUGGUUCGAGCGAGAUGCUCGCUCGCUUUCGAGCUUUUGAGCUCAUGGCAGGCAAGACGUACCGGAUCGCCAAACGAUCUGAUCUGUUUGCGACGGACGACUGGAGCUGCGUGGCUUUGAGAUUCUCCAAGCAUCAGUACAUUGUCUAUCCCGAGUACGAGCCCCAGAUGAGCGCCUUUGUCGAGCAAAUCGGCCACGUCAAUUGCGAGGUGAGCUGAGCACGUUAGACACCGCAAAACGAUGGCCGCGUCUGAUGCUCAGGCUACUCCCUUCUCUCGCACAGGCCGCGCUCACCAUGACCACCGAGGUUUGUCGAGCCGUCACAGCAUCGCUGCCUCCUGGCACCACGGAGCUCGCACUUACGGCCGACGACAGAGUUCAAGUGGUAGAGAGCAUGUUCAGCCUCGGUACCUCUAGAAAGGCGCAAGGCGCAUGCUUCAUUCGCUCGGAAGGGAGAUUGAUCGUCUGGACCGACCGCGUCGAAGACCUCGUCGAGCACGCAAACGAUACCGAGGGCAAGAUGGUCAACUUUGUCUGGCAAAAGGCUGGCGCCAACAGAUUUGGCACCGCAACGCCCGCGCCUGGAGACGCGUCUCCGCCCGAAAUAUUUGAGCGCGUCGCUACGCCUGCCUCACCGGUACCCGCGGUGCAAAAGCCGAACCCCGCAAGGCCCUCGCUGCUGUGGCGCGGAUCGAGCUCUGGUCUAGGCUACAAUCCAUUCCGCUCUUCCCGCAGUCUCGCUUCGGUAGCCACUCCAGCAGAAAACGUCGAAGACGAAAAACGUCCCUCGGACAGCACCACGUCGCUGGAGCCCGUGCAUCAGCAAGGCGUAAUGGAAUCAGGGCGCCGUCAAGUCUUGCUCGGGCCUUUCUACACUGGCUGCGCUGUUGCGAUCAACUUGUUGAUGAUCUCUAUAUUCGUGCGCGGUACUCUAGUGACCUGCCUCUUGGACGGCUCAUGGACUCGCAUGAUCAUCGUCGUCCUUGUUUUGCCCGUGUACUUCCUAGUGUGAGUCAGCUAAAGUCAAGGACACGCGAGCAAAGUAUUGAUCGCGCUUCCUCGCGCCUCCAGCUCCAUGUUCUUCUGCGACACCGUCGUUGCCAUCAUCGCACACCUCAUCAUGCCGGUCUCCCAACUGCACGGCAACGGGCUAUACUUUAGUGGAGAACGACCGCGUCGCAUUACCGGCAACGUUCUUCCCCACGUAACCGUCCAGAUGCCGGUCUACAAAGAGGGAUUGGAGUCCGUCUUGAUGCCUACCAUCGAGUCUCUGAAGAAAGCUGUCGCAACGUACGAGCUUCAAGGCGGCACUGCCAACAUCCUGGUCAGCGAGGAUGGCAUGCAGCUCUUCGACGCCGUAGAGCAAGACAUUCGGCGCGAUUACUACGACAGGAACAACAUUGGCUGGGUAGCUCGUCCCAAGCACAAUUCCGACGGUUUCAUCCGCAAGGGACGCUUCAAAAAGGCUUCCAAUCUCAACUUUACUUGCUCGCUCUCCAUGCGCGUCGAGCAGAUUAUGAACGACCUUCGUCCAGAAGCCCAGGCUCGAAAGCCGCUCCAUCUGAUGUGGAGCGCCGAAGACGAAAAGAGCCUUUAUACAGUUGCGCUGGAACAAGCCAUCGAGGAAGGCGGAAACCGCGCGUGGGCUAGCGGUGACAUUCGCAUCGGCGACUACAUUCUGAUCAUCGAUUCGGACACGCGCGUUCCUGAAGAUUGUUUUCUCGACAGCGUUUCCGAAAUGGAGCACUCUCCCGAGGUCGGUGUGCUGCAACACUGCAGCGGAGUCAUGUACGUCGCCAACAAUUACUUUGAGGCUCUCAUUGGCCACUUUACCAAGAUGGUCAACUACUCGAUCUCUUGGGUCGUCGCCAACGGCUCCAUGGCACCAUUUGUGGGACACAAUGCAUUCAUGCGCUGGUCUGCCGUUCAAGAGGUUUCCUUUGUCGAUGAUGAAGGAGAUCGAUGCAUCUGGGCAUGGGACAUGGUCUCUGAAGAUUUCGACAUGUCUUUAAGACUGGUUGUCAAGGGCUACAUUGUUCGAUGGGCCACUUGGUCGAAAGAUGGCUUCCUUGAAGGUGUCUCUUUGACUCCGGUGAGUAGCGCGAUGAUUUACUGGCUAGAGUGACGCACGCGCUUACACUCAGCGUCCCUUGCAGGAUGACGAAGUCAAUCGUCUUCAAAAAUACGGCUGGGGAUGCUCCGAGAUCAUGUUGAAUCCCAUAAGCCAGUGGUGGAGAAAAGGCCCCUUCGCCAAGAUGUUCCUCAAAUGGUUGUUCAGCAGUGUGGCACUCAGUGAGUCCUGCAUGCCGCUCAUCAAAGUAAGCGACACUUGCGCUGAGCACGUUUCCUUGAACAGGUGCCAAGUUCAGCACCCUCAGCUACAUGUUCUCCUACUUGGCCAUCGCAAUAUCCCUUCCGGUGACGGUCGCGCUCUUUGUGCUCCAAGGCUUCUUCUAUCCAGAGGUCGACCACAUCUUCCUGACGUCUUUUCAAGUUUGGGUAGCCGUUGUUGUCGUGUACGGCGGUGAGUGAUGAGACGCAGAAUUUCGUCACGUUCCUAGCGCGCUAAUGCGAAAAGUUUUGUCUGCACAGUCGGAGGUACAAUCGGCCUCGUUAUCAGUCGCGCGCGGUCGAAGCACGAGACGAUCGCUCGUGCUCUCUACGACCACCUCAAAUGGAUGCCUAGCCUCAUCAUCUUCUUUAUUGGCGUUGGCUACCACGUUUUGAUGGCGCUCAUUGCGCACCCUGUUGGAUACAACAUGAGCUGGGCGGCAACGUUGAAAGGUGCGUCUGUGAGAAGCAGCUGCAAGGAGCCGCGCUUACCAUCCCACCCCACCUUUGCAGACAUUGAGUCCUCCAACUUUUGGCGCGAGCUGCCCGCCAUCCUGAAAAAGUAUUGGCACUGCUUGCUCGUAAACAGUGCCAUCGUCGUUGGCGUCGUGUUGUGCACCACUCCGAUUCUCCCGAUGGAGUGGAGAGUAGAUGGCGUCUACCUUCUCUUCCCUCCGUUGUUGCUUGCGAUCGGCCAGUGAGUUGCGACAAGUGGGGCUCCCAUAGCGUCAACUUCGACUCACGAGUAUGCUUGCUUCACCCUACAGCAUUCUUUACCCUUUCCUACUCUCGCCGUACAUCAUGUCUUUCCAAUUCUGA
Molecule: messenger RNA, 3262 nt
Organism: Ceraceosorus bombacis
Lineage: Eukaryota; Fungi; Basidiomycota; Exobasidiomycetes; Ceraceosorales; Ceraceosoraceae
Source: the annotation of a GenBank genome assembly